UAAAUCGUUCCUCUCUUUCUCCUUCUCUUCUCCGUCUUGUGGAACACAGACAGGGAGGGGGUUUAAGAAUUCCGAAAGGUUCAAUAAACUUUAAACUUUAGCGAAAUAUCAUCCUUUUACGAUGGCGGAAGAGACGGUGAGGAUUCGUCUGGUGUUUGAGGAUCAACGGAUUCUGAGCAAGUGCCAGAAGAAGCAAGGUCUAAAGAGGAGCUGGGUUGUUCUGAAUCCUAAAUAUCAUCCAACUGUUUCACAGUUUUCUAAUCAUAUCCUCUACACAUUUAGCCUCUUCGAAGCUUGUCCUCAUGGCCUCUCUCUAUAUAUGGAUGGGUUCGUUUUGCCGCCGUUCGAGUCGAGCUGUGUGUUAAAGGAUAAAGAUAUCGUUUGUGUUAAGAGAAAGAAGGAAGCUUUGCUGGAGAUUGUUGAGGAAGACAGCGAGGAGAAUGUUUGUGCUGCGGUUGAGGCUGAAGAAGAGAGGGCUCGGAUUCUUCCUGGUGCGCUGCUGCUUAUUGAUAACGAGGAGUUCCAGAAGGAAACUGGAGGAUAUGAAAGUGAGUCUGAGGAAGAAGAGAUUGUGCCAGAGAAGAAGACUUCAAAGAAACGUAAAGCUUCAAGCAAAAGCAUAAGCUCCAGGAGUAAGAAGUGUAAGCUAGCUACUACUACUACUAGUAGUGAAGAAACUCCACUGGAAAGAGAAGACGCAGCUGUUGUAAACAAGAGCAAUGCUGUAAAGAAGAGGAAAACAUUGGACGUACAUAGAACUGAAAAUGAUGAACAGAUUGAUGAUGCUAACGCCAAGUCUAUGACCAAGUCGAAGAAGUCCUCGCUUCAAGAAGAGUGCAAUGAACCUGACGAACUGUGCGACAUGUCUGCUGAAACUAAAAAGACACCUAGUAGAAGUGCUCGGCGUAAAAAGGCUAAACGGCAAUGGCUGAGAGAAAAGACAAAACUAGAGAAGGAAGAGCUUCUACAGAACCAGAUGGCUUUAGCACCCAUCCAAAAACCAGCUAUCACUAUAAUAGACUACCAAGUAACCAAGGAAAAUCUCUCUGAACCUCUCGAAAAGCAGCAGCCAGAUGAAGAUGGUGAUGGCGUUGGGGAUGAAGUGGUUCCUGUUGAAGUGAGACCAGGCCACAUUCGCUUCAAGCCGCUCGAUGAAACAGAUGAAGCUUCCCCUGAAACUGAACCUCCUGCGGAAAAUAUCUUGUGGAAUGGAAACAUGACGAAGAAGAAAGGCCAAAAAUGGGGUACAGAGAAGACAGGAUUUUCCAAAAGGUAUACUCGGGAUUUGAAUGAAGAAGAUACUUAUCACACACAGCCCGCUGAGGCAGAGACGCUUGCUAACGGUCAGAUAGACUAUGAACAGCUUGUGGCAUACACUGGCUCAGUAAAGAAAGGAGAUAUUAUUGCGUACCGCCUCAUUGAGCUGACAUCAUCUUGGACUCCCGAAGUUUCCUCCUUUCGAGUGGGAGAGAUAAGCUACUAUGAUCCAGGCUCCAAGAAGGUGACGUUGAUGCCUGUUGAAGAGUAUCCAAUUGAGAAGAAGACAGAAGAGGACGAGGAUUCAUCAAUGCAAGCUGAUACAUCUCUUUAUAAAGAAGACGGAUCCUUGGAGGUUGAGUUUUCUUCUCUGCUGGAUGUCCGCAGCAUCAAAACUAGCAGCUCAGACGUCUUGGAAGUCGCAAACAAGCCUGACCAAUCAGCUACUAAUGUAAAGCUGAGCACAAACAGCAACGGUUUGCAAACCACUGUGAAAGAGAAUGGAAAAGGGGACCCUUGGGAAGAACUAAGUGAAGCUCUAAGUGAGAAAAAGGCAAAACUGUGUGAAGCUAACAAAGGGUGGAACAAGAAAGGGAGUUCACGUAGAGGGUCGUGGAGGAGAGGUAGCGGAAUGGGUCCUCUCAUGAACUAUCUAAGAUCUCAGAAAGAGAUAUGAGCAAUUAAUUAAGUUAGGGUCUCUGAUUGUUUUUUCUUCAUUCUUGAUCAUUUUGGAUUUGGAAAAAAACUCAGUCAAAAGAAAAAGAAAACCGUUUUUUUUUUGUUA
Messenger RNA from Raphanus sativus (radish), 2041 nucleotides. RefSeq names its product coilin. Gene Ontology annotation, cellular component: Cajal body. Bases 122 to 1933 code for a protein of 603 amino acids. Gene Ontology annotation, biological process: spliceosomal snRNP assembly. Gene Ontology annotation, molecular function: U1 snRNA binding; U2 snRNA binding. The record is from RefSeq and is a predicted model, not a curated record. Lineage: Eukaryota; Viridiplantae; Streptophyta; Magnoliopsida; Brassicales; Brassicaceae. The transcript has 13 exons.